Molecule: messenger RNA, 1448 nt
Organism: Nicrophorus vespilloides
Lineage: Eukaryota; Metazoa; Arthropoda; Insecta; Coleoptera; Silphidae
Exons: 7
Coding region: 150-1415 (421 amino acids)
Source: RefSeq, a predicted model, not a curated record
UGCGUAACGAGAACAAUUUAUUUUCGACCCGUUGCCAACGCGAAGAAACUAAAGAGCGCAGGGUAGGUCGGUGGGAUCAGCGAUCAUUGGCUCUGUAUGCGCUCCGAGGGCGGCGCAAAUCGAUCGGGCGUGCGUUUAUUUUCAGCGAAAUGUCUAAAUACGUGAACGCGUUCCUCUCCAAAGAGCUAACAUGCAUCCCUCGGAUAAUAGACAAGUACAUCGGGAAGUACUACAGCAACGCGGUGGGAAACGCUCUGACAUGGGUCUUCGUCUUGUGGUGUCUCCUGCAUUUCGUCUUCGAGCAGUAUUUGAAUGUUUUGCUCAGGAAGAUGCAGUACAAGACGUUUACGAGGAAGAGAUUGGUGCAGGGUUUAUGGUACUGUGGGUUCUAUGGUACAUCUUUCGUGUACUGUUUGGCUAGCAUAAGUAGCGUGCAGGUAGAAGCCGAUAGCUUCAGGAAGCACAUUCUUAAAGAUGUUGGUCAAAUACCUCAUCACGUUGUGUUAGGUUUAGGUUUGUUUGGAAGCUUCUUCUUCCACUCGGGCAUCUGGGAUUUAAUCAAAUUAGGUCCAAAUGCGAUGUCCACUUCCAACUUUCUACUCUCGUUGCUUCCUCUUCUGAUCUUCCACACAGGGAGACUGGAAUUCUUCUGGGGUUUCAUGGGACUCGUCAGUCUCUACAGAUUUUCCUUCGAUAUUCUAAGAUCGCUCACUGCUUCCGGUAACAUCAAGAAAAAAACUUCCAAAUUAUUCAUCAACAGUGUCUUCUUCAUCUUCCUAGCAAUUUUUGGAAUUAUUCACUUUCUGUUGAUCCCGAUCUUCCUAAUCGUACCUUUAGCCAUGAGCAUCACGUCCAGCACUAUUACAGUCCCUCUGACACUGCUUUUGGUACUUUUGAUCGCCAUUUGGGUCAUCGAAACGUUCAACAACCCCUUAUACAAAUUUGGAUACCAUUGGAUUUAUUACACGAUCGGACAAGAAUCCUUCGCGGAUUCGUUCAUCGAAUUUUCACUGUUUCCUAUCAGAGACGACGACGCGUACAAUUUGAAAAUCCUCCAUAACGAGAUCAAAGUGCGUCAAGCCGAAUUAGUAUCGAAGAGGAGACCCAAGAACCGUGGUGUUCUCAUCCAGACGUUGAAAUCCUCGCUUCUAGGUAUGGUUGCUAUCAGGAGGAAACUGAAUAAGAAAAGUAGUUCCGAGAGUUCGGAGGAUGAAGAAUCCGAAGACAAGCGGGAUUCUGACGAGGAAAUCAGUUCAUCCUCCGAAGAAAACUCCGAGGACGAAGAUGAAGAGAAGAGACAGUACAAAGAGGAGACGGCGAAAGCGUUGCUCGAGGAUAGGAUGGAAUCAGCACCUGAACCGUUUGAGGAUAGCGUCGAGAUUGAGGAUAAAGAUGAAAACAAGAAGAACGAUUGAUAGUUUGGUUGCAUAAACGAUACGUUAACUAAA